Aspergillus clavatus NRRL 1 is the source of this 252-nucleotide messenger RNA. RefSeq lists its product as uncharacterized. The transcript is spliced from 3 exons. The record is from RefSeq and is a predicted model, not a curated record. The coding region runs from base 1 to 252 and encodes 83 amino acids. Lineage: Eukaryota; Fungi; Ascomycota; Eurotiomycetes; Eurotiales; Aspergillaceae.
AUGGGUCUCUUUGAUUUCUUCAAGUCCAAGGAUGCUGCUCCUGCCCAGCAGCAGCCAACCUGGGAUCCUGCCACGCUCACCAUGCAACAGCCCGCGAGCCCCGAGGCUCCAUCCACGGAGCGUGUUGUAGCGGAGCAACCGAAUAACCAGGAGGACAUGAAGAUGCAGCUGCGCGGUGGUGGUGCUGGAGAUGUGUGCUGUGGAGUGUGUGCGGGUAUCCUCUGCUUCGAGUGCUGCGAGGACUGCUGUUAG